CUGACAUCCGUCUUUUAGGAAAUCUGUCCAAACCGGAAACAAACAAAUCAUAUGAUUUACUUUAGAAACAGUCUGUGAUCAAAAUGGCUCUCGCCGCUGCAAGAGGAAAACUAAUUGCUGUGAUCGGUGAUGAGGACACAUGUAUUGGUUUUGUACUGGGUGGUGUUGGUGAGAUGAAUAAAAACAGGAAUGCAAACUUCAUGGUUGUUGACAAAAAUACAAGUAUUGGUGAGAUUGAAGAAACAUUCCGUAGCUAUUUGAAGAGAGAUGACAUCGGGAUCAUAUUGAUAAAUCAGAAUGUGGCUGAAAUGAUUCGACAUGUAAUAGACAGUCAUGAUCUUCCAAUACCUUCAGUUCUUGAAAUCCCAAGUAAAGAUUCCCCAUAUGAUCCAUCAAAAGAUUCCAUUUUACGAAGAGCUAAGGGUAUGUUUGCAGCUGAAGACUUUAGAUAAACAAGAGUACACUAAAAGUCUACCUUGGAUAGAUAGUGACUUUGUAUAUUUCAUUAUUUUUUCUGUGUACCAUAGAAAAGGAUUACUUUAGGUACACAAAUAUUACUCGGAGCUGUAUAUAUUUUACAAAGCAUUUUAUUUUGCUGCUGUACUAAGAUAUGAGCAUUUCUUUUGUAAUAGGAAUUUCAUAAUCAUUUUGUCAAUAUCAUUAAAUGUAUAUUUAUGGUUGUUGUGUUAGGUUAAAAAUCAAGGCUAGUGAAGUCUGAUUGAAGAGUGUAAUUGACACAUGAUUGGUUGACUCAGUGGGGUCUGUAAAGAAGUAAUAAAAGUUGCUACCAAUUGAAUUUGUUCUCACAAUAUUUAAUAAAGAACAUUUCCCCCACAAA
Messenger RNA from Physella acuta, 838 nucleotides. Its product is annotated as V-type proton ATPase subunit F-like. The record is from RefSeq and is a predicted model, not a curated record. Gene Ontology annotation, cellular component: proton-transporting V-type ATPase, V1 domain; membrane. Gene Ontology annotation, molecular function: proton-transporting ATPase activity, rotational mechanism. Lineage: Eukaryota; Metazoa; Mollusca; Gastropoda; Physidae. Gene Ontology annotation, biological process: proton transmembrane transport.